AUGGCUUCCAAACUCCAAGACCACAUCGACACCCUCCACACCCUCCCACUGGCCGAGGGUGUUCAAGCAAUCGCCGACCUCAUACCAGGCCUCACUAGCGUUGUCCCUCAAGAACACGGCUACUUCGUCCAACACCCCGACUAUGAAGGAAUCGGGAAUCUGAACGACAUCGGCACCCUCUGGCUGAAGCUCGGAUCGCAAUGUCACGAUGACCACGCGCCCCUACAAGUGCGUCUCAUCCACGUUUCCAUCGACGACCCGAUCUACGAAAUCUACGGCACCAGCUACAGGAUGCUGAAUAAGGGACUCGAAGAUGGGACCGUUGCACCUCCCGCCCCGCAUGAGGAUCCCAAUUACUGCGCCUGCUGUAGCGGUGAGGCUAGUGCCACCAUCUUGGCUUGUUUCCAUGAGCGGCAGGCAUUGUACUUCACCGAGGAGGAAUUCAAGGCUCUCUGGGGAGAUCAGCCGAAUUCAGGAGAGAGGUGUCGUAAUUGGACAGAGGAAAAUGGCUGGGAGGAGCGUAGUAUCAAUGCGAGCAAGGAGCAGAUUGAGGAGGCUAUAGCCAGGAACCCGGCUGUUAGCAUUCCGAGUAUGCUUUAG
Penicillium egyptiacum is the source of this 600-nucleotide messenger RNA. The record is from the annotation of a GenBank genome assembly. Lineage: Eukaryota; Fungi; Ascomycota; Eurotiomycetes; Eurotiales; Aspergillaceae.